GGUAGCUUUACGUCUGUUAAUCAGGUCAGCUGGUUUAGUUUGGUGCUUCAGUUAGCUGAGUUGAAGAGCCUUGCUAGCGUAUUUGGGUAGAGUUUUUCUUCAAACUAUGGUUCAUACUGAUAUCCUUUUGACCUUUUAACAACGCCACAGCUCAUGUUAUCUCAGUGGCUAAGCUCUGCGUUCAUUCAGCUAGAGAUCCACAUGAGCUUGGAGCAUCCUGCUAGCCUAGAAAGAUUAGCAAUAUAUUUUGUGCAGAAGGAAGGUGAACACCAGGGUCAUCAACCAUGCCAGGUGGAAUUACAGAGAGUGGGGAACCCUACUCCCCAUUUGUGGGGCUGGUUUAUAUGUUCAAUCUGAUUGUAGGGACCGGAGCUCUGACGAUGCCCAAAGCCUUCGCCUCAGCCGGUUGGGUGGUUAGCAUAUCACUCAUCUCCUUUUUAGGAUUUAUGAGCUACAUGACCACCACCUUUGUGAUCGAGGCGAUGGCGUCAACUAACGCUCAGCUGCGCUGGAAGAGGAGAGAGCAGGAGGAGGUGCAUGACAGCGACUCCACCUCGGAGUAUUCGGAUGAUGAUGUCGUCGUCCGGGGCCGCUCGGAGCUGGAGACGAAGCCCAUCCUGUCUGUUCAGAGAUCGGGAGGUCACGUAGAUCAUUUCGACAUCGUGGAGCGGGUUGAGAUGGGUCAAAUGGCCUCCAUGUUCUUCAACAAAGUUGGCGUCAACAUGUUCUACAUCUGCAUCAUAGUCUAUCUGUACGGAGACAUGGCUAUCUACGCAGCAGCUGUGCCCAUAUCCCUGAUGGAGAUGGCUUGUGGGAAUCACUCCUGCAGCGCUGGGAGUGUGAAGUACAACGACACCGAUCCCUGCUGGGGUUCUGUGACGAGGAAAGAUGCAUACCGGGUGUUUCUGUCCGUCUUCAUUCUUUUUUUGGCGCCUUUCACCUUCUUCAAUGCCCAGAAGACCAAAUAUCUCCAGAUUCUCACCUCACUGAUGCGCUGGAUUGCGUUCACCAUGAUGAUCAUCUUGGCUCUAAUCCGCAUCGGGAAAGACUCAGGGAAGGGCCGCCCAGCGGUCGCCUCCUUCUCUGGGGUGCCCAACCUGUUCGGGGUGUGCGUCUACUCCUUCAUGUGUCAACACUCCCUGCCCUCCGUGGUGACGCCCAUCUCCGACAAGAAGCGUGUGGGCACCCUGGUGUUGGUGGACUACACCCUGAUCCUGGUCUUCUACGUCCUGCUCUCGUUCACAGCCAUCUUCUGCUUCGACAGCACGCUGCUGCACGACAUGUACACCCUGAACUUCACGGACAACUGCGACGUGUUGAAUAUUCCGAUCCUGCGCUACUUCCUGGGUCUGUUCCCAGUUUUCACCAUCAGCACCAACUUCCCCAUCAUUGCCGUGACUCUGCGCAACAACUGGAAAACCCUGUUCUUUCGGGACGGAGGCACCUACCCUUGGGUGGUAGACCGGAUCGUGUUUCCCCUCAUUACCCUGGUUCCCCCAAUCAUUGUGGCGUUUUUCACAAACAACUUGGAGUCUCUGGUGGGAAUUACAGGAGCCUACGCUGGCACAGGCAUCCAGUACAUAGUCCCAGCCUGCCUCGUGUAUUACUCUCGACGCCACCUGGAGCCCACGGUGGGCCGGGAUGCCAUCAACAAGCACCGCUCUCCCUUCCGCCACACCUUUUGGGUGGGGUUCGUUUUAGUGUGGGCUGUCUCCUGCCUCAUGUUUGUCACAGCCAACAUCAUCCUGACUGACACCAAGAAAUAAAAACUCACUGUUCCAAGAACUUUCUGAAGAAAGUAUGUUUGGCCAGUCUGUUUUUACACAAGGCCUUACUUGCUGCUGGUUGUACAGGAUGCCUUUUUGGUUGACUUUUGUUGAAUAUAUGAAAUAGUUCGUAAUAUAAUCAAGUUUGUGAAAAGGGACCAAGUGUUUCUGUUCCAUAAAAAAUGCUGGAACAGUGCUUCACAACAAGGAAAGGGAUCUUUAAAUGGUCAUUUAUUCAAAGGACUUUUUUGUCAACAAACACAUGAUAGUUGGAGAUUUCCACGAAGAUUUGCACAUUAAGAGAAAUAUAUCUUAAGAGUUUGAAAGAACUAGGUUAUAUAACUCAUUUUCGACGUUGGAAAAGUUCACGGUAAAAAAGUUAGGUUGUUAAGAUCCUGAGGGUUCCUCUGGACCUUUAGGUUACAUUGUUCCCAAGCAAUUGAAAUAGAAUAAUAAUACAAGAAAAAGCUAGUCUGAUCAGACUUGUGUUUUGUUGCUAAACUGUUUGGAUGACGUUUAUCCAUUCAUCAGCGGUGGCUGCCCCUCGAUCUCCUCGUCCCCUCGUGAACAAUGAAGCUGUCAGUGACAGAUCCACUGACUGAUAGGCCUCCAGGAAGAACUCCAUCUCUGUUUAUCAGCAGCCUCUCGUGUAUGAAGUUCACACACAGGGCAUGUCUCCCGUCUUUUACUGCUCAGCACCCAUUCACAACUCUGUCAGCAUCACAGUGGAUCUAUCACACCUGACAGGAUAAUAGUGAUGUACAGCGCUUAAGCUGUGGCUACAGGGAAGGCAUCGGUAGCCAACAAGUGAGGAGUGGUGAGCCAAAUGUGACGACAGAGAUUUACACACUACCCACUAUACUGUAGAUUAGAAAGGCUGAGUUCACUGACACCUGGCAGCUUCAUAUCCGAGUUGUGCCAUUGUUAAUGGACUUUAUCUUUGGCCUUCAUCUUCGACUUGAUCUCAUUUUCUCAAAUGUCCAUAAUUCUUUGUCACCGGUGUCAUACUUCUAAAAGGGUUUGUUUAGUCAUAUUUAAUUGAACGUCUAGCUACAUUUAGCAGUGCACAUUAUUUGAGAUGAACAAGAUUGAAAUGGGGGUAAAUGAACGCUUAUAGCAUUGAAAAUUCGUUUUUUUAUGAAUUAGCAAAAACAGCAUCCAGCAACAGCAAUAUUUUGGAUAUGUCUUGAAACCUGUCAGGCCUAUUGUUAUUUUAUUGGUACAUUUCUAUGGUAGAAGUGCAACACGGUCAGGUGUUGAAAAAUGUGACCACAACACAACUUAACCAAGUGUUUUAACUUUUCAAUAACAAUAACAUGUUAUACAACUGAAAAGAUGUUGUCUGAUGGCUCCACAUCUUUUCCUUAAAUUGCAAUGGCUACAUGAUUAAAUGGUGCCACCAUCUACACAGCGACACAUCCAGGGCACAAACAGCUUCUUCUUCUUCCUGUAGAUGUAUCCUCUUAAAGCAUCGAUAAUCAUAACAUAUUUCCCAUCAAUAUGCACCCAUACUUUUUCAUUCAGUGUACUCUAACUUCCCAAAACCAAGAAAAAUAGAUGACUACAUUGAUUAAGUGAACAUCUCAAAGGUUGGUGGACUCAUAUGGACACAUUUAAAAAAUGGUUGAAAUUGUAGCAGCUGAGACUGAGAUGUGACAUCCCUACUGUGGGUCAAUCUAUACAAAUAGAGAAUACUACAUAAUGCAGUACCCUUUUCCUGUAUAUGUAUCCUCUUAAAGCAUUGAUAAUCAUAACAAAAAACAUAUUUCCCGUCAAUAUGCAAGCGUAUUUUCUCAUUCAGAUUACUCUUACUUCCUUAAUCCAACAAUAAGACUCCAUAGAUUUAGUGAACAUUUCAAAAGUUAUAUGGACACAAUUGAACAAUAACGGUGACAAUUGUGGCAGCCGAAGCUCAAAUAUACAUAAUGUGUAAUCCCUAUUGUUGGUCUAUAAAAAAGUAUAAAUGUCCCAUAAUGCAGUCCUCUUUACCUUGUGUUAAAUAUGAUCACCACGCUCUGCUUGGAAAACAUUGUGCACAUUAUGUCCCGUAAAUGGCUUAACUGAUGCUGUUAGAUCUUAAGGCCAUAACUUCACACACAUUUGUUUUAAAUACUUAUACAAUUUUGCUCCACGUAAAUGCCAUCCAAGCAUUAGCGGUGAGUUGUGGAGCAUUUAGCGCGUCGGUUCUGCUUUUUCAUCAACUGCCGUAAUGCAGUGUAAAUUGAAAGGUAAUGUGCUGUGACCUGCGUGGCACCAAAGGUUUCUACUCAUGCAUUGUUGUAGUAAUGUUGCAGGUUUUAGAGGUGCUAUGGGUUUACUGUCACCUAAGUGUGUACCAAAUAUCACAGCUUUGAGAUCAUCAGUUAUCACAAAACGCAAAGCUUCUGUGUCCAUACACGUCUGCUUCCGUCUAAUCUGUGUGGAAUCUGUAUCAUCCGCUGCAUCCAGAACAAAACAUUUUUUAAUUCAUGUUUGUGUUUACUUCUUUUCUCUCUUCUUUUUGUACUCUUCAUUCAGUCUGGAGACAUGAUUGUGUAUGUGGCAUUUUGAGCAUUUGACCAAUGGAAGAUUAGAUAUUGAAGAUGAGAUUCUGAUGACUCUUGUUUGGAGUUGUGAAAUGUGCCUUUUUCACGGGGUUUACUUUCUUGCCCUCAAUUUAUCGACUCUGCUUUUUAUUCUCAGCUUGUCAGAAAAACAUCUGCAUGUAUGCCAUUUCAUCUUAUUGACAAUCAGUGGGCCCAAAACAUAUUCGUAAUCCUUUUUGUGUUUUAUCUCAGUUCGUUUAUCCUUGUUGUUGUAUUGAUGCCUUUAAUUUACUGACAUUUCUCAUUUUGUAUUCAUGUUUUUGGUAUUUGUUUACAAUAAUUUGGCCAGCCUGUGAUUCUAUCCUUUAUUUGAAUGUUUACUGGCUUAAUUGAUUGUUUGAUUAUUAUGAUUCACAAUAAACGCUUUAUGUGUAUCCGAUCUGAGCUCGGUUAAUUAAAGGGAGCUUGGGUUUUCUUACAACCAGUCUUGUUUUGCAGUUUUUGCCCACAUGUCAAUCAUAUAAUAAACUCAAAGGCUUUUUCUAGAGAAUUUG
Molecule: messenger RNA, 4845 nt
Organism: Gymnodraco acuticeps
Lineage: Eukaryota; Metazoa; Chordata; Actinopteri; Perciformes; Bathydraconidae
Gene: slc38a12
Product: transmembrane protein 104
Exons: 10
Coding region: 285-1766 (493 amino acids)
Source: RefSeq, a predicted model, not a curated record